Messenger RNA from Solanum lycopersicum (tomato), 865 nucleotides. The record is from RefSeq and is a predicted model, not a curated record. Lineage: Eukaryota; Viridiplantae; Streptophyta; Magnoliopsida; Solanales; Solanaceae.
UACUUUUCUUAGAAUUUAAAGUAAUUCAUUUACAAAUUUGCCCUUUCCUUAAAUAGAGUUGAAAGAAAAAAACAGAGAAAAAGUUUCUAAAAAUGGAAGGUUGCCAGAGGUCAAGUUCAGCUCCGGCAGGGGUAAAAUUGGAAAGAAAAGAUGUGGAGAAAAAUAGAAGGAAUUAUAUGAAGAAUCUAUGCAAUCAACUUUAUUCAUUGAUCCCUUCUACUCAUCACUCUCGGGAAACAAUGGGAUUGCAAGAUAAAAUAGAUGCAGCAAUAAAGUAUAUAAAAAGUUCAGAAAUGAAAUUGGAAAAAAAAAAGAUACACUUGGAAAAAUUAAGUAGGCUGAGUGGUAGAAAGAGGCCCAAAUCAUCCAAUUCAACUAAUGGGCCUAGCCCAAGUACAGGGUUAUCAUCAUCACCUCAGAUCCAAUUCCAUGAAAUGGGCCCAAAUAUGGUUGUUGUUUUAAUAAGUGGCCUUGAUAAUAUAGCCACUUUUAAUAACAUCAUUCGAUUGUGCCAUGAUGAAGGUGUUGAAGUUGUGUAUGCAAACUUUACACUCAAUGGAAACUCUAUGCUGCAAAUUUCUCAUGAAACUAAGAUCAACAUGAGUUCAACAAUGGAAUGUAGAGCUGCAAAUUUAUGUGAUAAGCUGAAGGAAUUACUUCAUGGAAAAUCAUAUGACAAUGAAUUGGAAUCCCAAUUAUAUUUAUGGGAUUAUAUAGUCGAAUCUGAAUUAUUAAAAUUUUAUGACGUGGAAUUUCUACCAUCAACAAGUCAAAAUUCAAAUAUGUACAAUUAAUUUAUCUUAUUAUUUCACUGUAACAAUUAAAAUUCAUUCAUAUUAUGUUAACAUCUUUAUUUUAAAUUAAA